Molecule: messenger RNA, 771 nt
Organism: Coccidioides posadasii C735 delta SOWgp
Lineage: Eukaryota; Fungi; Ascomycota; Eurotiomycetes; Onygenales; Onygenaceae
Source: RefSeq, a predicted model, not a curated record
AUGCGUAUUGGGGGGGGAAGAGGUGUAGGGUGGAAUUCCACUACCUUACUCACUAAAACUCACGCACAAAGCCUUGUAACAAGCACGUCUGGCACAGCUCCCCUCUCCGCUGUUGUUGCCAUUACCGGGAGUUUUGUCAACAGCCCAGGACUGAUUGAAACUGGCAAGCCUUCGGCCACCAAAACUAUUAAAACCCCCCCAAGUGCAACAGAUCAGGGUUCUCGAACAAGGCCUAAAAACCCUGCCAACGCCGAUUUCCCGCCAAUAUUCAGUCCAUAUCAUCAUCUUUCCUUUUCUAACGGAUGGUCGUACGGUCCCCCUCCGGCACAGCCGUUCCCACCAAUUUCUAAUCCGCAUGUUGGUAUUUUUAUCCCCAAAGGGCAAAAUACGACUGGAGGAGAAAUUGGGGCAGGGCUUCGUGUAGAUGAAGACGUCUUUUGGUUCAAUGUUUCCUCAGCCUAUUUCGGGUGCAAUAACGGAAAUAAAAUCAACACGCCUUGCAUGCUUACGGCGACUGCAAGCAAGUAUUCAGCGGAGCAUGGAAUCGAAGUGCAAGAAGCAGCAACUUCAUUUAAGAUUCCGCCUUGUCCUGGGUUUCGGAAUUGCAAACUGACCAAAAUCGAAUUCGGCCCCGACUGGAAGGGAUUGUCCAGAGUCAAGCUCACUGCGACGGUGAGCGGCAAGCCGGCUAUUUGGUUAAUCGAUGAUAUCCAAAUGGGGUGGUACAAUAACACCUGCGCCGCUGGACUUCUACGAAGCCGUUCUCGGUAA